GCCAUUUCUCCCACAGAGCUUUUCCUUCUUCAAAUCGCCCUGCUUUUUGCAGGGCAGCUUAUGACCCAACCCAGAAUCCAAUUCCCACCGUUCGAUCGAUCGAUCUCAACGAUGAAGGAGGAAGAGAUUCCCCCGUCAACCACCCCCACCGACGACGUUGACUCCGCAAACGACGCCGUUUGCUUCGAACUCGUCCCCCCGCCCACUCCCCCCAUCGUUGACAACGCAAACGACGCCGCCUCCUUCGAACCCGCCGCCCCGCCCUCCCCCGUCGGCGGCGGGUUUAAAAAGAAAAAGCGCAGCAAAUCCUUCAGCCUCCUCAAAGCGGCGCUCAACAUCUUCCAGGAGAAGCCGCCGUCGCCGGCGAACGAGAAGAGCAAGUCUCUGACCAAAAAGAAGAGCGGCGACUGGAAGGCGGUGGUGGGGUCAAUGCGGCCGUUGACCCUGCAGGACAAAUCCCCGACGCCGUCCAUGUCGCCGUCGUGUUCGUACGAGAAUCUUUCCAUCAUGAGCUCUCCGUCGCCGUCGCCGUCGCACAUGUCAUGCGCGAGCGGCACAAUGAGCCGGUACGCCUCCGUGGGCAAUCUGCAGGAGCUGGACGCCGGCUCCGAUCCCGACGAGGUGUUCGACGAUUUCGCCGGCGACGAGAUGAUAGACGUCAAGGCGGAGGAGUUCAUCCAACGAUUCUACCAACAAAUGAAGCUCCAACAACGUCAACAUCAUCAUCACCGCCACCAUCAUCGUCAUAUGUAAACAAAAAAGCACCGAUUCAUCAUCGUACAUGUUAAUUAAUUAUAAUUACUACACUUAGUACGUAAUUUAAUUAAUUGAUUAAUUAACCUAUAACUUACGAUAUGAGCUCAUUAGAGCAUCUCCAAUGAUAAAAUGUGCACGGUGCACACGUGUCAUGAGAGAUAGCCACAUAAUAUUAGUAACUAAAUUCUUUCUCUUCUUAUUUUAAUGAUUUUAUACAGAUUUAGUAAGUUUUUCUCCACAAUGUCAAGGAGACCGUCUAAAUGUUGACAUUGCAGUUGACAUUGCAGAGAAAAACUUACCAAAAUUGUAUAAAAUCAUUCAAAUAAGGAGAGAAAUAAUUUAUUUGCUAAUAUUUAUGUGGCUAUCACUCAUGCCACAUGUGCACCGUGCACAUUUUGGCAUUAGAGAUGCUCUAAGGCCACUCUCCAAUUAACCUGCGGCAUAUAUUUCGUACUUCCUCCGUCCCGAUAAGUCUCCAAAUUAAUAAGGAAAAGUUAUAUGAUGAAACUGUUCGGGACGAAAGUAGUACUCCGUAUAUGAUGAUAUGAUCCAUCAUCGGUAUAUACGGUAUUUCAUACUCCAAAUUAAUAGCAAUAUAUAUUUUCCGGACCAGUUAACUUGCAAAAAUCAUUUGACGACCUUCCCGAUUGAGUUUUUGGCUGAAUUUUUUUGUGGAUAAACUAGACUUGAUGGAGAACAUGCCAUAAAAAUUUCAUCAAAAAAUUCCACCGGGAAGGCGGCCAAACGCCGCCGGCCGGACGGCGGCUCCUGUCCGGACGUCUGGACAGGAGCAUUCCUCUAUAUAUAUAUAUAUAUAUAUAUAUAUAUAUAUACGAAGUAUAUAUUUCUACAUAUAUACGAAGUAUAUGGUAUCGACCUACCUACGGAGUAUAUAAUUAGUUAACAUUUGGUAAGUUUUUUUGUGUGGAUAUAAGUUGCAUUAGUACGUGUAGCAUGUAAACAUUUGUAAUCAAAGACUGUUUUGAACAUUUCAUUCAUCUUCC
This is a messenger RNA of Cuscuta epithymum, 1760 nucleotides long. NCBI's taxonomy places the organism in Eukaryota, Viridiplantae, Streptophyta, Magnoliopsida, Solanales, Convolvulaceae. The record is from the annotation of a GenBank genome assembly.